GUUAAACUACGGGCCAAACAUUCGGUCAGCGUCAAGUGUAGUGAUAUUUAAUAGCUCAUUGUUGACUGAAAAUGAGUUUGCGAGGCGUUGGUUUUCUCCUCCAGUGUUACCUAAUGUUGGCAGCAGCCAUGUAUUUUGAUCUCGGAGAGCAGGAGGAAAAGUGCAUCAUCGAGGAGAUUCCUGAAGACCUGCUGGUCACCGGUAAUUUCUUGUUGGAGCCGUGGGAUUUGAAGGCGCCCUCCCAAUCCGCUCACCUCGGCGUCACUGUGACAGUCAGAGAUCCAAACCAUGAGGUUCUGAUGACCAAACGCUACGGUAAAUUUGCUAAAUUCACCUUCACAGCUCACGCCUCUGGUCAGCACUACCUUUGUUUCCAAACCAACUCAACAAGGUUUUCUGUCUUUGCUGGACAGCGGCUGAAACUACAUCUGGACGUUCAGAUGGGAGAGCACGCAAUUGAGCCCAACAUGGAAAAGACCAAAGACAACAUGGAGACUCUGGAGUACAGCCUCAGACACCUCAUAGAUCAGAUGAUGUACAUCACUAGGCAGCAGGAGUACCAGAGGGAGAAAGAGGAGGUGUUUCGUCAGAUUGGUGAGGACACCAACAGUAAAGUGCUUUGGUGGGCCGUGGUGCAGACAUCUGUGCUGCUGUCGGUUGGUUUCUGGCAGAUGAAACGACUCAAAGACUUCUUCAUUGCCAAGAAACUUGUCUGA
Molecule: messenger RNA, 716 nt
Organism: Cottoperca gobio
Lineage: Eukaryota; Metazoa; Chordata; Actinopteri; Perciformes; Bovichtidae
Product: transmembrane emp24 domain-containing protein 11
Exons: 5
Coding region: 72-716 (214 amino acids)
Source: RefSeq, a predicted model, not a curated record